Molecule: messenger RNA, 333 nt
Organism: Parnassius mnemosyne (clouded apollo)
Lineage: Eukaryota; Metazoa; Arthropoda; Insecta; Lepidoptera; Papilionidae
Source: the annotation of a GenBank genome assembly
AUGGUCAGUUUUGAUGUUCAGUCACUAUUCACAUGCCUACCUAUUGAAGACUGCAUCUCAAUUGUUACUAGAAAGCUAGAAGAUAACAACAUGCCUACAGAAUAUGCAAUAUUACUCAAACACUGCCUCACAUCUGGCUAUUUAUUGUGGAAAGAAGAGUUCUACAUGCAAGUAGACGGAGUGGCAAUGGGCUCACCUGUAUCUCCCGUAGUCGCCGACAUAUUCAUGGAGGACUUUGAGGAGAAGGCCCUUCUUACUGCUCCUGUAAAUCCAAGAUUCUACAAGCGGUACGUAGACGAUACUUUCACAAUUUUACCAUCUGAGCAUUUUUAA